UAUAAAUGCUGGAGACGUGACGCUACAGAUAUGACCUGCGUUUUUCAAGCACAUAUAACUAGUUCAGAAAUCUCUCUCAGAUCUUCUGUAUCAGAAAACUUCGUCUUUGGCGCUGUAUACAUUCUGUGACAAGUAUUCUGACAGGCUGAUUACACCUUUCGCAUUGAUUCUCGGAUGAUAUCCAAAAAUCCGGUAUAGCUCUUGUAGGCUCGAUUCCGCCUGGGAUACAUCAAGAUAUCGUCCACUGACAGACAGCCCGAACACACCUAAUUCUUCCAUGCCUUAACAUCCUGUUAUAAAGAGGCUUCUGCUACGAACGAACAAUACCCCACAUCGGUCAACAUGUACUUCAGUUCCAAAUCCGCUGUUGCCUUCAUCCUCUCCAGCCUCACCCUCGUCUAUGCAGCACCUGCUGGCGUAUACUUCUGCGUCGAACCUAGUUUUAAAGGAUCGUGCGCCUACGUCUCUGCCGAUGCAGGCACCUGCAUCUCCUUCGCAGCCGGAGACUCCUGGAACAAGGUCAUUUCCGCUGUCCUCCCAGAUGCCGCGACCGUGUGCACAUUCUACACUGGCUUCAAUUGCACCGGGACGACCUUCCAGGUUACUAAAGAAUACGCUACCCUUGUAGGGACGGGAUUCAACGAACAAGCCAGUUCUUUCGCGUGCUCCUAGUUUCGGUCCCGUCAACGACUGUGCUCGGAUGGUGAA
This is a messenger RNA of Desarmillaria tabescens, 708 nucleotides long. RefSeq lists its product as uncharacterized. NCBI's taxonomy places the organism in Eukaryota, Fungi, Basidiomycota, Agaricomycetes, Agaricales, Physalacriaceae. The record is from RefSeq and is a predicted model, not a curated record. The transcript has 5 exons. Bases 343 to 672 code for a protein of 109 amino acids.